Molecule: messenger RNA, 1250 nt
Organism: Aureobasidium subglaciale EXF-2481
Lineage: Eukaryota; Fungi; Ascomycota; Dothideomycetes; Dothideales; Saccotheciaceae
Exons: 1
Coding region: 91-1140 (349 amino acids)
Molecular function (GO): oxidoreductase activity, acting on the CH-OH group of donors, NAD or NADP as acceptor
Source: RefSeq, a predicted model, not a curated record
CUCAUGCAUCAUGCUCUCCCUGUCUGACCUAUAUAUCCUCCUUGUGCUGCAUGUCAUGACUGAAUAUUCAUUUCAUUGGAUACCCUCACCAUGACAAGCCUUUUGAAAGCCGCCCCCUUCUCCCCCGUCGUUACCGGUGCCGCUCUAUUGGUACUACUUGGUAAAGGUCCAGAGUCCAUACAGCGACCGGUCUAUGAUUACCUGCAUCAAACACUGAAGCCUCACAACAUCGGCCGUCUGAUCACUACUUUAAAGUGGCUGUUUGCAUAUGGUCUGAUCAAGAGUGUCAAUGAAGCUCUCAACCAACUAUGUCGCAACAACUUCUCGCUUCGCUCGAGCAAGGCGGACUGGGAUUGGGACAAUGAGAUUGCGGUAGUCACUGGUGGUUCCUCGGGCUUCGGCGCCCUUUUCACCAAGGAUCUCUCAGCCAAGGGCAUCCACGUCGUUGCCAUGGACAUCAACCCUCUGCCAAAACAUCUCGAGAACAACCCAAAGAUCUCCUUCUUCAAGUGCGAUGUAACCGACCCGGAAGCUGUCAACAAGGUUGCCGAAGAAGUCAGAUCGAAAGUCGGCCACCCGUCAAUUCUCAUCAACAAUGCUGGCAUCGGCGGUCAAAGGACAAUCCUCAAGACCACUCCUGCGCAACUCCAGAAACUCAUGGGUGUCAACUUACUCUCCCACUACUACACCGUUCAAGCUUUCCUCCCCAACAUGAUCGCCAACAAAAAAGGCCACGUCGUCACCAUCGCCAGCAUAGCGUCCUUUGUCGCAACCCCUGGCAUCGUAGACUACUCAUGCUCCAAAUCAGCAGUCCUGGCCUUUAACGAAGGUCUCGGCGCAGAGCUCCGCUCCAUCUACAAAUGUCCCGAGAUCAAAACGACUGCCGUGCACCCCUUCUUUGCAGAUACACCCAUCAUCGCUGCGGGCAAGGCCGAACUCCAAAAGGCUGGCGCCAAGAUUCUGGAUCCGCAGGAUGUUUCUAAUGCUGUGGUUGAUCAGAUCUUAAAUGCGAGGGGUGGGCAGAUUUUGCUGAGUAAUGGCUUUGGACCUGCUUUGAGGGCUAUUCGUGGACUUCCUUGGUGGCUGCAGGAGAGCUUUAGAAGACUUACCGAAAGGGAUAAUUCGCACUAUGACAAGUAGCGCGUGGAGGAAUAACCUUUUUCUCAUUUUGAUGUCGGUCGUUUCUGGUAGAUUUCUUGAUCUAGGCACAUACCCUAUGUAAUGAUAUUAUGCUUUUUAUUUCUCCUCAA